AUGGAGGUGUACUGCAAGGCAGUCCGACAUCUGGAAGAAAAAUUCGACGGCCUCGAACUCAACCAUGUGCUGAGGAAAUACGACGAAGCCGCCGAUGCACUCGCACAGAUGGCAUCCGAGCGGGCCAUGGUUCCCUUGGAUGUCUUUGUCAGUGACCUCCACAAGCCCUCCGUCGAUUAUAAAGAAGACAGGGGCUCGGGUCAUUCCCCACGCGACCCUGCCUCAGGCUUCGAGGCCUCCACGGCUCCCAAGCCCGAGGCCAUGGACAUCGAGACUAAGGGACCUGCGCCUGACGACCUGCCGGACUGGCGCUUUCCGUUCCUGUAG
Molecule: messenger RNA, 327 nt
Organism: Sorghum bicolor (sorghum)
Lineage: Eukaryota; Viridiplantae; Streptophyta; Magnoliopsida; Poales; Poaceae
Exons: 1
Coding region: 1-327 (108 amino acids)
Source: RefSeq, a predicted model, not a curated record